Messenger RNA from Jatropha curcas, 1021 nucleotides. RefSeq names its product prefoldin 3 (gene PFD3). Gene Ontology annotation, cellular component: prefoldin complex; cytoplasm. The record is from RefSeq and is a predicted model, not a curated record. Gene Ontology annotation, biological process: tubulin complex assembly; protein folding; microtubule-based process. Gene Ontology annotation, molecular function: tubulin binding. Lineage: Eukaryota; Viridiplantae; Streptophyta; Magnoliopsida; Malpighiales; Euphorbiaceae.
GUCGUUGUGCUUGACCCACGAGUGUACGAGAGAACACUGUCGCCCUCGUCUUCCGUCCAACGAUUCACUGGAAGUCUUCUUCGUCUCUCUGAGUUCACGAACAUACAAGUGAGGAAGUACUAAACUUUAAGCUCUAAAAGAUCUCUGCUUGUUUAUAUUUUUUAUUUUGAAGAGAAUGGCGUCGUCUUCAUCAUCAUCGACAGAAAGAAGAGGAAUACCUGGAGCUCAAUUUGUAGAAGAUGUGGAAACCUAUCUCAAUCAAUCUGGUCUUGAUGUCAACUCUGCUCUUUCCUUCCUCCAAGAAAGGCUUCAGCAAUAUAAGUUGGUCGAGAUGAAACUUCUUGCCCAGCAGAGGGAUCUUCAGGCAAAGAUCCCUGAUAUUGAGAAGUGCUUAGAUGUGGUUUCGACUUUACAAGCUAAGAAGGGUACUGGUGAGGCAAUUAUUGCUGAUUUUGAAGUCUCUGAAGGCAUAUAUUCGCGCGCCUCAAUUGAGGAUACUGACUCUGUGUGUUUAUGGCUGGGAGCAAAUGUCAUGUUGGAAUAUUCAUGUGAAGAGGCCACUAGUCUUCUACAAAAGAACUUAGAUAAUGCCAAAGCUAGUUUAGAAGUUCUUGUAGCUGAUUUACAAUUCUUGAGGGAUCAAGUCACAAUAACACAGGUCACUAUCGCCCGAGUGUAUAAUUGGGAUGUUCACCAGCGCAGAAUGCGACAAGCUGCUGGUACUUCUACAGAUUCGUGAAACAAAAGUCUCUGUUACCCAGAUUCAGACGUGACCAUUUAUAAUCUUCUUGACAGUAUGGUCCUAAACUCUCAUUGUUUAAUUUAGGUAAAUGGGCUGUCAUUGUAUUUUUGGUGAUGCAAAAUUUUGCUUUAUGGCUUUCCUGCACCUCUUGUUUGAAAUUCUGAUCCACUAUAGGACCCUGUUGUGGAAGACGUAUUAUAUUAUUUGGACCAAUAUUUGUAAAAUUAUUACCCAAUUGGACUUCUCAGCUUUAGUAGUAAUUGUCUUUAUUUGCCCCAA